GGCAAUGCCCCGGAUGUGAUUGUGUGUGCUGUGUUUCUGCAGAGAAGGAGGAGGAGAUGCCUCUGCCCGUGCAGGUCUUUAACUUUCAGGACAGUUCUGUGUCAGGGCCGGGGGUGUCCCCACUCCCAGAGCAGGUUGAGAGCAGGCUCAGUGAUAGCUCGUCAGCAGCCAGUGCCUCCUCCUCCAGCUCCACGCUGUGCACGUCGCGCGGCAGCAGGUCCGACCUGCUCCUCCCGUUUACCGCGGGCGACUAUGUGCUCAGCUCCAGCCUGUCGGCGUGCUCGCUGGUCCCCGAGGGGUCAGUUGAACCCAUGCAGAUAGAUGCGGACCCACAGGAAGACCAGCAGAAUGCGCCGGACACCAACUAUGUCGUGGAAAACCCAACUCUGGAUCUGGAGCAGUACGCCUCCAGCUACAGCGGGCUGAUGAGGAUCGAGCGGCUGCAGUUCAUCGCUGACCACUGCCCCCAGCUCCGCGUCGAGGCCCUCAAGAUGGCCCUGUCCUUCGUCCAAAGAACUUUUAACGUCGACGUCUACGAGGAAAUCCACCGCAAGCUCACUGAAGCCACGAGGGAAGUGCAAGGGGUCCCCGACGCCGUCCCUGAGGGGGCAGUGGAGCCCCCGCCCCUCGACACAGCCUGGGCAGAGUCCACCAGGAAAAAGGCUCUCCUCAAGCUGGAGAAGCUCGACACCGACCUGAAGAACUACAAGGGAAAUUCCAUUAAGGAGAGCAUCAGGAGGGGUCAUGAUGAUCUGGGAGAUCAUUACCUUGACUGCGGAGACCUCAGCAAUGCCUUGAAGUGCUACUCCCGAGCCAGAGACUACUGCACUAGCGCCAAGCAUGUCAUCAACAUGUGUCUUAAUGUUAUCAAGGUUAGCGUUUACCUCCAGAACUGGUCCCAUGUACUUAGCUAUGUAAGCAAAGCUGAAUCCACUCCAGAGAUUGCUGAGCAACGAGGGGAAAGAGAUAGUCAAAACCAAGCGGUCCUCACGAAACUAAAAUGUGCUGCAGGACUGGCAGAACUCGCUUCCAGAAAGUACAAGCCGGCAGCCAAAUGCUUCCUGCAAGCCUCUUUUGACCACUGCGACUUUCCAGAGCUGCUCUCCCCCAGUAAUGUAGCUGUGUAUGGGGGUAUGUGUGCCCUGGCCACUUUUGACAGACAGGAGCUGCAGAGGAACGUCAUCUCCAGCAGCUCCUUUAAAUUAUUUUUAGAAUUGGAACCCCAGGUCCGGGAUAUUAUCUUCAAGUUUUACGAGUCAAAAUAUGCAUCAUGUUUGAAGAUGCUGGACGAGAUGAAGGAUAACCUUCUGUUAGACAUGUACCUGGCUCCCCACGUAAGAACACUGUACACGCAAAUCAGGAACAGAGCCCUUAUACAGUACUUUAGCCCGUAUGUCUCGGCCGACAUGAACAAGAUGGCGGUGGCCUUCAACACCACAGUGGCCGCGCUGGAGGACGAGCUCACCCAGCUCAUCCUGGAGGGCCUCAUCAACGCACGCAUAGACUCCCACAGCAAGAUCCUUUACGCCCGAGACGUGGAUCAGAGAAGCACAACGUUUGAGAAGUCGCUGCAGAUGGGCAAGGAGUUCCAGAGACGAGCCAAAGCCAUGAUCCUGAGGGCAGCCGUGCUGCGUAACCAGAUACACGUCAAGGUAACAGGCUCUCCAGGUCCCCUCCAAGAGAAGGCAGCCAAGGGGAACUCACACCCGCCAACAGCCAAACACGAAUGAGCACCAACAUGUAAAGGACUGGACUCAACCCAACCCGAACCGAGCGGACGGACGAAGGCUUCUCCACGGAAACGUUAGACGGAGGAAGGCGGAGAGGGGGGUGCACCACGCUACGCAUCAUCGCCCCCCUACCUCUCUCCCUCUUUCACUAUAGAAAACAUUUAAAAACAAAACAAACAAAAAAACGGUUUUCCCUGCUGAAGAGGAGAGAAAACCCCCACAAUCUUAAAGACUUACAGUUGGGGAAGAUGUCUGUUGUCAGUUAUCAGUGACAAGCACACCCUGUUGCUCAAUAGGAAAUGGAAUAUUAAAAAAAUAACAAUAAAAAUGGAAAAACUAGAAAAAUGGAGAAAAAAAGAAGAAAUUGCGGCACUUAUUGCUGUACUGGCCUGUUGUUCUUUGUAACAGACGCACUUUCCUCUGUCUUGUGACAAAACCUUGAUUACACAUUGAAAAACCUCAUCACAAAAACAUGCUUUUAAAAUAAAUAUACAUUCAAAAAGA
Messenger RNA from Engraulis encrasicolus (European anchovy), 2234 nucleotides. It is a transcript of the gene gps1, whose product is annotated as G protein pathway suppressor 1. Gene Ontology annotation, cellular component: COP9 signalosome. Bases 57 to 1730 code for a protein of 557 amino acids. Lineage: Eukaryota; Metazoa; Chordata; Actinopteri; Clupeiformes; Engraulidae. The record is from RefSeq and is a predicted model, not a curated record. The transcript has 15 exons.